AUGACCCGUAUCAGCGAAUGGCGCAGGCUUCCCGUCUCCCUGAGCGAACUAUGCCUCGCGACUACCCUUCGCUGUGGUCAGUCCUUUCGCUGGCGUCAAUGCGACGACCAGACUUGGGCAUGUACACUACGUGGUCGCAUUGUACAACUGUCUCAGCCCGACAAAUCGCAUAUCGAGUACCGCUCGAUAUGGCCUGCAGCUGCGGCCUCUGAAGGGCCUCUGACGCCUCCUUCGUCCAUUCCACCGACCACAGUCUCAGACGAGAGCUGCAACAGUGGAAUCGAAAAUGACGACACCAGAACCCUGAUCCAACACUAUCUUAACUUAGAACCGAAUCUCGAAACCCUCUAUGCCCAAUGGUCGGCGUCGGAUGCCAAUUUCGGCAGGAAGGCGCCCAAGUUUACUGGUGUGAGGAUCCUGCGGCAAGACGCCUGGGAAGCGUUGAUCGGAUUCAUUUGCAGCAGUAACAACAACAUCAUACGGAUAUCGCAGAUGGUGGACAAGCUGUGCAUGCACUACGGGACAUACAUUGGCACGCUGGACGGUCGCCCGUACCAUGACUUUCCAGAGCCGUCAGCGUUGACGGGCAAGAAUGUCGAGAGCAAUCUGAGAGAACUAGGGUUCGGCUACCGCGCAAAGUACAUAUAUCAGACCGCGAAAAUUAUUGCCGACGAUCGAGAGGUUGGCUGGUUGGACACUCUUCGCAAUCCCGAGUCUCCUGCAUAUGGCACCACCAAACCCUCCCCCGCUGGCGAAAUGAAACCUGAAGGCCGCGACGGUUAUCGCCAAGCGCAUGAAAGUCUCCUAGGCUUACAAGGCGUGGGACCCAAAGUGGCGGAUUGUGUGUGUCUGAUGGGCCUGGGAUGGGGAGAAGCGGUACCAGUAGACACGCACGUAUGGCAAAUUGCGCAAAGAGACUACAAGUUGGGAAAAGGAAAGAAUACGAGUAUGACCAAGGGCACAUACGACGCGGUCGCCAAUCAUUUUCGCAAGAUCUGGGGGAAAGAGGCUGGGUGGGCGCACAGCGUGUUGUUCACGGCGGACUUGAGGACGUUCGCGGAGAGGUUGACAACAAAGAUGGAAGUGAGCGUCGAUAAAGGAGGGGGGAAGCAGAGGGAGAAUGAAAAUGUUGGACUAGUGAAGGUGGUUAGAAAGCAGACUGCGCAACGUGUAUCCCUCAAACGAAGGGCUGAGCAGGCAGAGCCAAAGACGGCGAUGAGGAUCGAAGAAGAGGUAACGACAAAUCUUAGCGAAAGGGUCAAACGGCGACGACGUAGAUGA
Messenger RNA from Cladophialophora bantiana CBS 173.52, 1281 nucleotides. RefSeq lists its product as uncharacterized. The transcript has a single exon. The coding region runs from base 1 to 1281 and encodes 426 amino acids. Gene Ontology annotation, molecular function: 8-oxo-7,8-dihydroguanine DNA N-glycosylase activity; damaged DNA binding. Gene Ontology annotation, cellular component: nucleus. Lineage: Eukaryota; Fungi; Ascomycota; Eurotiomycetes; Chaetothyriales; Herpotrichiellaceae. Gene Ontology annotation, biological process: base-excision repair; nucleotide-excision repair; base-excision repair, AP site formation. The record is from RefSeq and is a predicted model, not a curated record.